Messenger RNA from Benincasa hispida (wax gourd), 471 nucleotides. The record is from RefSeq and is a predicted model, not a curated record. NCBI's taxonomy places the organism in Eukaryota, Viridiplantae, Streptophyta, Magnoliopsida, Cucurbitales, Cucurbitaceae.
AUGGCUCCUUAUGAAGCGUUGUAUGGUCGACCUUGCAGAACCUCAAUAUGUUGGAAUGAAGUCGGAGAGCGAAAAUUAGUGGGUCCAAAAUUAGUUCAACAAACAACAGAAAAUGUGAAGCUUAUAAGGGAUAAUCUUAAGGCGGCUCGCGAUAGACAGAAGAGCUACGCUGAUAAGCGAAGAAGAGAACUAGAAUUUGAAGUCGGAGAUCGGGGUAUUUCUUCGGCUGUCCCCAUGGAAAGGAAUUCUCCGGUUUGGGAGAAAAGGGAAGUUAAGAGAUACAUGCCUGAUCCUAUGCACAUACUAGCAGCACAACCAGUACACCUCAAAGAAGAUUUAUCUUACGAGGAAGAGGCCAUCAAGAUUUUAGACAGAAAAGACCAAGUACUCAGAAAUAAGACGAUUCCUUUGGUGAAGGCCAAGGUAGCGAUCAGAUUCCUCAGGGUUGAUUCUGCUGCUGCUUGCCACUAA